Molecule: messenger RNA, 2519 nt
Organism: Paramuricea clavata
Lineage: Eukaryota; Metazoa; Cnidaria; Anthozoa; Malacalcyonacea; Plexauridae
Source: the annotation of a GenBank genome assembly
AUGUUUGCAGAUGACACUAAUGUUUCCACACGAGCAGAAUCUUUAGAAGAAUUAGAGGUUCACUUGAACAGUGACCUUGACAAUAUUCACCAAUGGUUGGUAGCAAACAAACUAACACUAAAUGUCUCUAAAACGGAAUAUAUGAUCAUUGGCUCUCGCUCUAAGCUGAGCAAGAUCACUGAAAAUCCAAUGAUUAGAAUAGGUAAUGAGUUUCUUAACAGAGUUAACACAACAAAAAGUCUUGGCGUAAUCAUUGACGAUAGGUUAAGAUGGGAGGACCAUAUUGACAGUAUCAGCAAAAAGGUUUCACAUGGAAUAGGUGCAAUAAAAUUAAUAAAACCUUUUGUUACUGAGAGUAUUUUGAAACAAAUUUAUAAUGCACUUGUUCAGCCUUAUUUUGAUUAUUGUUUUCUUGUAUGGCAAAAUUGUAACUUAAUGUUACAAUCAAAACUUCAAAAGCUUCAAAAUAGGGCUGCAAGAGUAAUUACUGGAGAUAGCUGGGAAAUAUGUUCCACAGAUGUCCUUAGUAAACUAAACUGGCGUCCCUUAAAUCAGUUAAGAUUAGAAGGAAUGCUUUUAUUCAUGCGUAAAGCACUGAAAAACAAGGUUCCUAAUUCAAUAACAGAGCAGUUUCAAAUUGCGGUAAAUGACCAAUAUAAUUUACGUAGUAAUCACAUUAUGCUGAUGCUUCCAAAACCAAGAACAAAUGCAAUGAAACAGAGUUUUAGCUAUCAUGCAGCUAAAACAUGGAAUAAUCUCCCAUCUGAGCUUAAAGAUCUCACAGUCAAUGAUAAUAUUUUUAAAUGCAUUUUACAUGAUUUUAUUUGUGAAAAUACUUCAUUUUUGACAAACUAUGCAAGUUAUCAGUAAUUUCGCAUAUAUGCAUUUAUUUUUGUUAGUUUAUAUAUAUAGUUAGAUUAGAUAAUUAAUUAAAUAAUAAUUAAGUUAUAGUAAUUAGUAGUUAGACUUUGUUAAACACGGCCUUAUGAAAAGCAACCUUUUAGAAAACGUUAGAAAAUAUUGUAUCUUAAUUUCAAUAGUAGAAAGCAUUGUAUAUAUAUAUAUAUAUUUAUUUUUAUGCUUUGGUUGAUAAGUUACCGUGUAUAAAUAACAUUAAAUAAUAAUAAUAAAAUAAUAAUAUACAUAUUGUUUUUCUGCAUCUAUUUGCAAAAUUGUAAAUAUAUGAUGCGUGUGCAUGUGACUACAAUUCGCUGCAAUGAACAAGGUUGGAUGCACUUACAAUAGCAGGAAAUGACGACUCAGGAACACGUAGCAUGGUUGGAAUUUGUUAUUUCAUUAAUUUCCCCACAGAUGCGUUACAAAUCUGCGAUAAAUGUCAAAACCUCUUGAACCUGUCAGAUGCGCGAUCCAUUUUCCUUGUGUUGAUAGUGUUUGCACAAAUUGGUUAAUACAUAUGGUCGGUGCCUUGCACUAAGAAGCUAUAUUUGGCAUUGUAGACACGCGAUAGAUAUGUAUGUAUGUAAAUGUACUGUUAUUAUGUAAAUGAAGUGUGUGUUUUCUAUAUAAGGCUGUGUACACGUUGUAAAAAGUUAGUUGUUUUGAAAUAUAAUAAAGUGUGAGUAAAAACCCAAGAUAUGGCGAUUACAAAUGGUCCUUCGAACCAGAUAUUUAGUCUAUUCUCAGUUGUUUAAAGUGAUCCCGAGUGUUGUAGACCUUGGUGAGAGGGAUGAACAACGAACAAGUCUGGAAAUGUAUAAUAAUGACUUGGGACACACGAUGGUGUUCAAGCAGUUGGAACCGACGAGCUUGUGAAUGAACAGUUAAGACGAGCGAGAUUGGGAGAAAGAGACGAUGUUGCUCAGUUUGGAGCAGUUGGCCAAGACGUGUAUCAGAGAGAUAAACGCGAAAGAAGGCCUAAUAUUCGUUUAGACCAAGAUGCCGUGAACGCCGAGCGAAUGUUAAAGUUACAGAGGUCAAGAAGUGGACAUCAAGGGCACUUAACAGAGCUGAAUAAUAAGAUAAGUGUUCUUUUAUAUGAUACUUAUAAUGUGGACUCUGUAAAGGAACUUUUAGAGCUAUUUAAUAGACAGUGGGAACGGUUUAAUCUAGUACAUAAUGAAGUUUUGUUGUUUGCCUAUAAUGACCAUUCAACCGUAGCGAGUGCUAUGCAUGCAUACAACGAGCAGUUCGCUAGAAAGACAGAGCUAUUAAACAAAGUUAGUCAAUAUUUACAAUUUCACGAUAGGGAAAAAACUAUACCAGACGAACUUGAGACUAGAAGUAAUGCUAGUUUAAGCUCGUCUAAUUCGUUGUCGUCUGCAAAAUCAAUAGCAAGCUCGAAAUCGCGUGAGAUGCGAUUAAAGCGAGAAAAAGCUGAGCUAUAUCUGAAACAGCUACGCGAUCGACAAAGUGUUGAGAAAGACGUCGAACGUCGUAAGUUAGAAAUGCGUCAAGCUAUAGAGCAGCAGAAGUUAGAAGAUGAAAUUGAGAUUGCUAAGCUAGAAGAACGGUAUGCUGUCGAAGAAGAACGAAGAUUGUAUGCAGAUGAGAUUUUAUGA